GCCAAUUGCUCUGGGAGCAGGCCAAGUGGGAAAGCGGACCCCGGCGGGCGGCGACCGGGUCCGCGGCUCGCUUGGUCGCUAAGCAAACCGUCGGCGGCCUCCCUCCGAUCAUCGUCGUCCUCGUCAUCAUCACCAAAGGCUCAACCAGACUUUUUCCUCCCACCAAGUAUUUGCUUUCGCACGCCCCACUUCCCUCUCUUGCGCGCCCUCCGCCUUGGCUCGCCCACCGGAAUCCCAACCAUCUCCGUUUACUCGCGAAAACUGCUCCACCCCCCCCCCCCCACCCCCGGGCCGACCCAUGCCCAUGGAGUUCGCCUGCCGAGGCCGCCCCGCCGCGGACCAGGACGGCGACGGCAGCAUCCACUACCCCUACCCCGGCCCUCCGCUGCCGCACGAUGCAAGCGAUUGUCUUGUGCUCCUUGCCGAGAACCGGGGAAUCUGCAACUGCUUUGCGGGCACCUUGCCUGUGCGUUUGGAACAGGAGACCCAAUUUUGGAACUGUAGUUGCUAACAAGGCUAACUUCAUUGAUAGCUCCGGCUUCCUAGCUUCUAAAAAAUCCAUUCAAAGCUCCGAUAGCGAUAGCAAGAUAAUACCAUGGCAGCUGUACCAAAACCGCAGUUCUGCGCCUUUUAAAAACGAUAUUUAUAGUACCCUCUCCGUCUCUCCCAAAAAAAUGCAACUUUCAAGUUUGAUCAAAUUUAUAUAAAAAACUAUUAAUAUUUAUAUCUCCAAAUAAAUUUAGUAUGAAAAUAUAUCAUAUAAUUAAUCUAAUAAUACUUAUUUAACAUUAAUACUAUUUUGUAUAAAUUUGAUUAAAUUUGAAAUUGUUUGACUACUCGAUAUGCGAAAGUUGCAUUCUUUUUGGGACGGAGCGAAUAGGUAUAAGAUGUGGAACUGUUUACAGUUGGCAAUGCUAAGGUGCAGUCCGGUGUGUCAGGGUUAAAGAUUCUGCCCGGAUUUACCGAGCACUUUGAAAAUAUGCACGAGUACUAAAAGAGUACUCUCUUUGUCAAAGAAACAAUUUAGUCGUUAUCUAUAAUGUCCAGUAUAUUUGAUCUCAAAGAAAAAAUGUCAAGUCUAUUUUAGUAAAUUGUGUUUGCUGGCAUCAAUAAUUCAACAAGGCAGACGCAGGAGACGCCAUGCUGGUGAUCAGAGACGCGUUGCUCUUGCAGCUCCAGAAGGAUCGGCUCCGCCAGGAGAUCAUCAUGGCCGAGCUGGCCAAGCUAGAGAGUGCCAUGGCCCUGCGCUCCGCUGCUCGUCAUGGUAUUGAUACUGCCUUCGUGGAACAGCCUAAGCCAUUGUUCUUCACCUUCAAUGAGGAGUUCAUGCCAUACUUCAGAUGGCCAGAACAUUGUUCCGAUGUGGAUGGGAUCCAUGAUCCGAAGAAAAAGGAUGGAAAGCAUGGGGGUGUGCAAUCGAAGUCUGGGAAGCCUGCCAGUAAAGACCGAUUCUGUGUAUGCUCGAGGCCCUGUUGUUCCAAUGGCAAGUCAGAGGAGGAGAAUGAAGCAUUCGAUGAGAAGAAACUUCAGGAAUCCAAUGAGCCCAAGAAGACGCCAUCUUCACUGAAAUGGGAACUAACAGGAAUAACUAUACCUGUUAAAAAAACAAAGCUACCCCAGAGCUGGAGUUGUGCAAUCUGCCAGGUGGGAACACCGAACACGGAGCACAAUAUACAAGAGCAUUGUGCAGGGAAGAAGCACCGGUCAAAUGUAGCAUCCUUGGAAUCAAGAAACAAGGCCAUUAGUCAGAAGGCACAAACAACAGCAGAAUCUUCUUCCUGUGCAGGGCAGAAAACAUCCUCUAUUAAAUGGAGCUGCAGCAUGUGCCAGGCUAAUGGUAGCAGUGAAGCAGAUCUGAAGGAGCAUCUCAGCGGAAGAACACAUCAACAGAUCAUUGAAGCACAAUGUCAGGAAGGUGACGGUAUGGCUAAGAACACUGAACCACAGGAAGCGAAGUGUCACAAGAGCCAUGUGCAGCAACCUUUAGAGAAGCCACCUAGUAGCAUUUGUCAAGAUAACUGUACCGCUGAUUCAGAAUUGGGGAGCCUAGUUUUAGCAAAGAUUCAGGCCCUAUUGGACGCAAUCAAUAACAUGGCAACUAAUUCCGAGUCGCACGAAGCUAAGUUGCCUCCAAACAACGUGCGGCAAGAUGCAGAGAAGACUUCAGAAUCGAAUUGUAGCAUUUAUCCAACUGGUUCUGAUCACCAGUCAUGUUGCUCUGAACCUCAAUCUGCCAAUCCCCGCAGAAUCAGAAAGCGCCGAAAGAAGAGAGGAACUCUACAGGUGGAAGGCCAGGAGGCAGAACCGAGUGACAUGAAGCCAGCGGAUAAAAUAUCUUCAUAUGGUUCUUGCAGCAAGAGUGCAAGCUCAGAAGAGAAACAGGCAUCAUAUCAUUGGGAGGUCUGCAAUUUGGAUCUCAACAGCGAGAGCGGGCUUGCAAACCAUUGCGAUGGGGAGGAACACUUGGAGAAACAGAAGUUACUGAACUUUUGCGAGGUCUGCAAUUUGCAGUGUAACAGCAGACAAAUGUUCGAUCACCACUGUACUGGGAAGAAGCACAGGAAAAAUCUCGAUGCAAAUAAAUAAAAUGGAAUUGUCUUCUGCCUGUUAAUAGGGAUUUUUUUCUCUCGAGGUGUUAAAUGGGAGUUUGUAGAGCAAGACGCAGGCACAACGUGUGAUUUUAUGAAUUUGAUUCAGAUCGCAGUGUGGUGUCAUAACAAUUUAAUCAGUCAUUUUUAGUGCUGAAUGCAACUGCCCUUAUUCUCUA
Messenger RNA from Panicum hallii, 2767 nucleotides. Its product is annotated as zinc finger RNA-binding protein-like. The coding region runs from base 1141 to 2586 and encodes 481 amino acids. Gene Ontology annotation, molecular function: nucleic acid binding; zinc ion binding. Lineage: Eukaryota; Viridiplantae; Streptophyta; Magnoliopsida; Poales; Poaceae. The transcript has 3 exons. The record is from RefSeq and is a predicted model, not a curated record.